GCUCAAAAAAAUUUAUCGAAAAAUUCCACCGGGAACUGCCCCAAAUCGUGACGGCCGGACAAAACCUCCUAUAGAAGGACUUAAUUGACCUUUUUAUGAAAGUUUGAGGACCUAUUUGACAGUUUUCCCUUUAAAUUACCAGGUCUAAUUUUACUUGAAACCCCGAUGUAUAUUAUUUGUGCAAAUUGAUCUGAUGUGUGUAAUACUUCGUAUAUACGUAGUACGAAGUAUAAGAGCCUACGUUGUACUUGAAAAUUAAUUAGAAGGGUCGCACGGAUUAUGGUUAAAAUCAGUUGCUUUCACUACACUGGACAGUACUAUACAGUAUACACUCGGAUAGACCUCUACACUCGGAAUCAAUUCCAAUAUCAUUUCUUUAGCUUUGGUAUCCAUUCCGCUACAAGCUAAUUCGGCAACAAAAAUAUAAUGCAGCGGAAAUGGGCUAUAAACUUACUUCUACACACGUCCCAAAUAGCACCAAGAAAUUAAACUCCAUCAAUUCUAAGAAGCACAAAAAAAAGACACUACUAGAUUUUCUGAUCUAACAAGCAUGCCAACAACAGCCAUAUCAUCAGCAGUCUUCAGUCCACCCAUUGAUGAAGGGAGAUGGAUCAGCCAAGGUCCCAGGACCUUAGACUCAGAACACAUAAUAGAGAUUGAUUUCACUCCAACAAUCUUUCAAGUGCCCCAAUCCUUGAAAGAAACUGCCCCAGAAGCCUACACUCCACGCCUACUUGGUCUGGGACCAUACCAUCAUCUCAGGCCUGAUCUCCAUUCAUCCCAUACGCAAAAGCUUACCAUGAUCAAGAAAUUCCAGAAAAACUCCCAACAGUUACUCAAGACUCCGUUUUUCUCCUCGAAAAAGAUGAAGGACAUUGAGCCCGUGGUUCGAUCCCACUAUGACAAGUACUUGGAUCUUGAAGGUGAAACCUUAGAGUACAUCACCCACCUUGAUUCUUUCUUCUUGAUUGAUUUCCUUGGUGCCUAUGACAAGAACACAGACGCUGCAAAUCUCGAACCGUUCCGUAAAGCGCUGGCCAAAGAUGUUAUCAUGAUGGAGAACCAAAUUCCCGCGAUCGCCCUUGAGGAGAUGGGGAAAGAGCUAGAGCUGUUUUCUCCAGUAAAGAGUGCCAAAGAUGUUAACAUGAUGGAGAACGAAGUUCCCGCAAUCGCCCCUGCGAAGAAGAUGAAAGGGCGAUUGCCAACACUUAUUCCUCUAGAAGAGAGUGUCACAGAAAACAUGUUGUACUCCCAACUCUUCUACUACUUCUGCAAAGCCCACUCUCCGCUCGAGGUGUCGAGUCUGUGGGACAAUAUACGCGGUAAGAGUGCUCACCUCCUUGAGCACAUGUAUUAUCUCGUCCUUCAUGUCAAUCCUUACAAACUAGAAGGGAUUUUUGCCAAAGAAUCAGUCAUCAUUGACGCUGGAACAGAGCUGUUAACGGCUUUGAAUGAGCUAGGACUGGGAGGGCCCUUGAUUAAGCCACUUCUGUUUGGUUUCAAGGCCAUACAAGUGAUAGAGAACAGCACCCUGGCUAAAGAGAUUGUUUCCGGGCGAAGGAACAAGGAACAGGAAGCGAACAUUAAAGCGACACAAAAAGCAGGAGCAGUUAUAAGCCAUAUCUGCCUCCCUUCGGCUUCGGAGCUGUCCGAGAAACACGGGGUGGACUUUCGGGUUUUGGAAGGAGUAGGGAUAAUGGGUAUCAGGUUAGAUGUUGAGGAGGCUAAGAAACCAGCUCUUUACCUCCCUCCUAUCCAUUUCAAAUAUGAUUCUGAUGUUGUGUUAAGAAACUUAGUCGCCUAUGAAGCUGCUGUUGCUACCACAAAAGAAACCACCUUAGAGCUUGCUGAGUAUGUUGUCCUCAUGGCUAACUUACUUCAGACGCCAAAAGACGUGGCAAUGCUGCGAGAAAGGGGAAUCAUAAUGGGAAAUGUGUUAGGUGAUGGAGAAGUGGUUGAAAUCUUCAAUGGGAUUGAAAAAUGUGUGGGGAAGUCAGAGAGAGUGUCUGCAAGCAAGGAGGUGAAGAACCAGGUGAAGGCCAUGGUGGAGGAAUGGGAGAAGAAGAAGGGGAAGACAUGGAAAAGGGUCCAAAGAUCGGUGGAGAAGGAGAUUAAGUAUGCAAUUGAGGUUAUGAGGAAACCUUGUGUCCUCGGUAUGAAGUAUCUGCUUUAUAUUUUUUUGGCCUUGCUGGUGGUGCUUCAGAUCAUGCAAGCAUACUGCGAUGUCUAUGGAUGCAGGAAAGAUAGCUUUAACCCCAAGGAGCAUAGUCAAUUUUUUUAAAUAAUUGUAUCAUUUCCUCUAAUAAGGUUGCUGUGUAAUUUGGAUAACAUUCAUGAUAUAUACUUGUAUAAUCUUAUAUCAAAACUGACUUUAGAACCCAAUGUUUGUUCAAUUUUUAUAGUAGUCCGAGACAUACGAGAGAAAUUGUAAUUUGUGAUUGUAAUAAAAAUGAUAAAACCGUACCCAAAUUUAGAUAAAGGAUUAAUCUGG
Molecule: messenger RNA, 2491 nt
Organism: Cuscuta epithymum
Lineage: Eukaryota; Viridiplantae; Streptophyta; Magnoliopsida; Solanales; Convolvulaceae
Source: the annotation of a GenBank genome assembly